CCCCGUCGCCGACAGCAAUUAGGAUGUCCCUCGCCAAUAAGCUCUCCAUCACCGACCUUAGCCUUAAGGACAAGCGCGUCCUCAUCCGUGUCGACUUCAAUGUCCCCAUGCAAGAUGGACAGAUCACUAACCCCGCCCGUAUUGUCGCAGCACUCCCAACUAUCAAGUAUGCUCUCAAUAACGGCGCAAAGGUCGUGACUCUCAUGUCGCACUUGGGCCGCCCCGACGGCAAGGUUGUCGAGAAGUACUCCCUCUCACCCGUCGCAAAGGAGCUCGAGACACAGCUGGGCAAGCCCGUCACCUUCGUCAAGGAAUCCGUCGGCCCGGAGGUCGAGGCGACCGUAAACGGCGCUGCGCCCGGAUCCGUCAUUCUACUCGAGAACUUGCGUUUCCACAUUGAGGAGGAGGGUUCUGUCAAGGACAAGGCCGGCAAUAAGACUAAGGCGGACCCCGCCAAGGUCGAAGAGUUCCGCGCCGGCCUUACCAAGCUCGGCGACGUGUACGUGAAUGACGCGUUCGGUACCGCGCACCGCGCGCACUCGUCCAUGGUCGGUGUCAAGCUUCCUCAGCGUGCUGCUGGCUUCCUCAUGAAGAAGGAGCUCGAGUACUUUGCCAAGGCUCUUGAGCACCCCGAACGUCCCUUCCUCGCGAUCCUUGGUGGCGCAAAGGUCUCCGACAAGAUUCAGCUCAUCGAAAACAUGCUUGACAAGGUCAACUCGAUCAUUAUCUGUGGUGGUAUGGCCUUCACCUUUAAGAAAGUUCUCGAGAACGUCCCCAUCGGAACCUCGCUCUUCGACGAGGCCGGCGCGCAGAAGGUCGGUGCUCUCGUCGAGAAGGCGAAGUCCCGCAACAUCAAGAUUGUCUUCCCCGUCGACUUCGUCACUGCCGAUAAGUUUGAUAAGGAUGCCAACACGGGCACUGCGACUGACGCGGAGGGUAUUCCCGAGAAUUGGAUGGGUCUCGACGCUGGCCCCAAGUCGCGCGCGCUCUUCCACGAGACUGUUCUCGAAGCGAAGACUAUUCUCUGGAACGGCCCACCGGGUGUCUUCGAGUUCCCCAAGUUCGCCGAGGGCUCUAAAGCGCUCCUUGAUGCGACUAUCGAGGCAGCCGCUAAUGGCGCGACUGUCAUCAUUGGUGGAGGCGACACUGCAACCGUUGCCGCACAGUACAAAGCUGAAGAUAAGCUCAGCCACGUGUCUACUGGAGGAGGUGCUUCACUUGAACUCCUCGAAGGAAAGACCCUUCCCGGUGUUGCUGAGCUCAGCGAGAAACAGUGACUAGAAAAAGUAAGGCUGUGACAUCCAAGAAAAGGAAAUAAUAUACUGCUGUACAAGUAUCGUCAAAGCGUUGUACCGUUAACACUCUAGAAGGAUAGAAUUGUAUUUUGACUCCAUUUAUGAAUUAGGAAAAGAUGCGUUGGACAAUCACAGCAUGUCAUAGCUAACACUGACAUCUCAUCCGAAUCGGCCGUAAGCGCAUCUCAGGCCUCAAAGCCCGCAUGCCCGGGGACGAGCAGAUAAGUGUACGCAACAUGCUCAUAGGAAGUAAUGAGACCGGUACUACUUCCCGUCAAUUUGCAGCCACAUGUUCCAACGUCGCCGUUCUUCGUCGCCGCCUUCGAACACCCAGUUCACUUGCCGGAUCUCACGAAACCCUUCCUCAGCUUUGGGUGCUUUAUAGCUCGCGCGGAAGCUCGUGAACGCGCUGUACGGCAGCAUCUCGCGUUUUGGGGCUUUGGAGGCGUCGUCGUCUGGGAGGUUGAACGCGCGGUAGAGGUUGUUGUGCCACGCGAGCUCGAGGGUGCCGUUGAAUAAGAAGCAUCGUAUUGGCACACCUAGCCUCUUCGCUAAAUCAGCAUAAUGCUUCCUCGUUGCCGCGUCCCUGUUUGUGUUGUCUACUACGCAGCUUUUCCCCUUCUUUAUGGCCUCUUCUACGGCCUUGACGCAUUUCUCGCGCGUGCGCAGAUUGUCCUGGUUUACGUGGACGUAGCCUGCGGUAGAGAAGUGUGCGCGGAAGAACGACGUCUUGCCCAGUGCGGGGAAGCCAACAAAAAGUACGACCUCAGGACUUGUAUCCGGCGAAGAAAGGAUAGGUGUUGAAGUGGGCGUGACAUGCGGUAGAUCUGUUGGCAGUAAGGACGGGUGAAAGCCUUUGAGUGUGUACUGUACUGGUUUAAGCUUCAGGAAGUACUCCUCUGGUGUAGAAAACGGGACACCAAUAUUUUGUGCCCACUUUCUAUCCGUGCCCGCGAAGUCGCCCGCGCGGCCUGCCGCGUCUCCGACAAAGAAUGACGCUGACUUGU
This is a messenger RNA of Phanerochaete carnosa HHB-10118-sp, 2302 nucleotides long. RefSeq lists its product as uncharacterized. Gene Ontology annotation, cellular component: cytosol. The transcript is spliced from 11 exons. The record is from RefSeq and is a predicted model, not a curated record. Gene Ontology annotation, biological process: gluconeogenesis; glycolytic process. NCBI's taxonomy places the organism in Eukaryota, Fungi, Basidiomycota, Agaricomycetes, Polyporales, Phanerochaetaceae. Gene Ontology annotation, molecular function: ATP binding; phosphoglycerate kinase activity; ADP binding. The coding region runs from base 24 to 1277 and encodes 417 amino acids.